Molecule: messenger RNA, 1566 nt
Organism: Naegleria fowleri
Lineage: Eukaryota; Heterolobosea; Eutetramitea; Acrasida; Naegleriidae
Exons: 2
Coding region: 1-1566 (521 amino acids)
Molecular function (GO): phosphatase activity
Source: RefSeq, a predicted model, not a curated record
AUGAGCGAAUCCGCAGACGAACAAAAACUUUCUGCCUUUGAAGUGCCGGAUGCUUUUGCAAUUGUAGAAGAAGGCAUUUAUCGGAGCUCAAUUCCAAAACAUGAAAAACAAUUUCAAUUCAUCAAAACCCUCCGAUUAAAAACCAUACUCUUCCUAUCGCAAGAAAUAAUUUUGAAAUCAUUUCUUACGUUUUUGGAGGAAGAACAAAUUGAAAUCAUUGAACUUGGAUUGCUCAUUUCGCAUCGUAUAUUGAGCGGAGGAGUCAAGAAUAAUCAUGUCAUUGCGGCGAAUGGGCAAGUCAAACCAAGAACACUUGUUUCUGCAUCAACGCCACCACCUCAGAGCUCAUUACCCAAUUUCCAACUUGCAACAACUGUUCAUUCUUCUGCCACGACUGCUACCACUCAAAUUUCUUCCAACUUGAACAAUCUUCCAUCAUCAUCUUCAACAGCAGCAACAACAACCACUACACCUUCCUCUACGACUUCCACCAAUUCAGCAUCGAGCAAUGCUCCGAUGAAUCCUUCAAAAUCAUCAUCUUCCGCAAUUCAUGUUCCGCCUGUGUUACAAAUCAAGAAUAACAUGUCACUCAAUGUCUUGAAUACAUCCCUCUCCAAAUCACUCUAUUCCGAUGAAAUUUACAAUACCAAACAUUGUACAGAUGAGCUUAUCAAAGAAGCUCUUGAAAUUUUAAUGAACAAGAAAUAUCAUCCGAUUAUGGUGGUGUGUUCUAGUGGUAUCCAUCUCACAGGAACAGUUAUUGGAUGCAUGAGAAAGUUACAAGAUUGGUCUCUCACCUCAAUUUUCACAGAAUAUGAAUGUUUUGCUGGAAAUAAUGCUCGUCACAAUGACCAACAAUUUAUUGAAAUGUUUGACACAGAUUUAACGACCUUACCAACUGAGGAAUCAGGAAAUCUUCCUCAAUGGUUUAUUGAGCAUAAACAAAUGAAGCAACAAGAGGAGCAAGAAUAUGAAGAAAUGAUGAGACAAUUACUCAUCAAGAAGCAAACGCCUCAACAACAGAUACGACAGCAAUCUGGUGCAGCCUCAGCAGCAACAACAACCUCUAGGGCACACUCGCCGUCCGGUCAGUCUUUCUCGGCAUCACACGUCUUAACGGGAGAGUCAGGUCAUGCCUCACAUCAUCCUCUUCAUCACACGCGAACUCCGAGUAUACCACUUUCUGGAUUGGAUUUAGAAAGUUCUGUUCCAAUGCUUAAUCAGCCAACAAGCAGCACCACAACAGGUCAUUCACACACCUCUAUUUCUCUCUCUCGAUCUUCUACUCUCAGCGGUAUCAGUAAAAUUGGAAAGACAAACUCCAAUGAUAACAUUCAUGGAAUUAGUGCAAGCCAAUUGUCACAACAGCAACCCUUGACGACGCAAGAUGGCACGGAUCAUCAUCAUGCACAACAGCAACCACAACAUGCUGUGGAAACUCAAAGUAGCAGCAACACUCCCUUUAAAUAUACCUUUCAGAGGUAUUUAUUGGAUAGGCAUUGUCCUCUAAUUAGUGAAAAAUCGACUUAUUCAUCUUCGAGUGUAAUAGAGGAUGAGGAUGAUUAG